Messenger RNA from Perkinsus marinus ATCC 50983, 1969 nucleotides. RefSeq lists its product as hypothetical. The transcript has a single exon. The coding region runs from base 23 to 1969 and encodes 648 amino acids. The record is from RefSeq and is a predicted model, not a curated record. Gene Ontology annotation, cellular component: cytosol. Gene Ontology annotation, biological process: fructose 6-phosphate metabolic process; carbohydrate derivative biosynthetic process; UDP-N-acetylglucosamine metabolic process. Gene Ontology annotation, molecular function: carbohydrate derivative binding; L-glutamine:D-fructose-6-phosphate transaminase (isomerizing) activity. Lineage: Eukaryota; Perkinsozoa; Perkinsida; Perkinsidae.
AGUAAUUUGCUGAGUCCUAAUUAUGUGUGGUAUCUUCGCGUAUUUGGGCGACAGACAGGCACUUCCUUGCCUAAUCACGGCUCUCAAGCGAUUGGAGUAUAGAGGUUAUGAUUCAGCCGGGAUUGGUAUUCAUAACGGUAAGCAUAUAAAGAUAUGUAAGAAGAUUGGAAAGGUGGUAAACCUUGAAACUGCUUGUGGUGGUGUCAACAACCCGGAGUAUGCCGGUACCAUGGGUAUUGCUCAUACUCGUUGGGCUACCCAUGGCGCUCCCACCGACGCCAACGCUCAUCCUCACUUUACUGAGGAUCAUAAGGUUGCUGUGGUCCAUAAUGGUAUCAUUGAGAACUACGCCAGUCUUCGUGAGGAGCUUAUCAAAAAAGGGUAUCAUUUCACCUCGGAGACCGACACUGAGCUUCUUGCUCACCUGGUUGCUGAUGUCCGUAAGCAGAUGGGCCCUGACCCUUCAUGGUCUGUUAUUGUCUCGUGUGCAUUAAGCAUUGUGACGGGUGCCUACGGCGUUGUCUUUAUAUUCGAAGACGAGCCUGGCCUCAUGGUCGGUGCUCGCAAGGGUUCCCCCCUUAUUUUAGGCGUUGGUGAAGGCGAAUUUAUGCUUGCUUCCGAUGGAUCAGCUGUAGUUGAGUACACAAAAGAUGUGGUUUUCAUCAGAGAUGGAGAGCUUGUCGAAGUGCGCAAGUCCGGUUAUCGCUUGAGGACAAUUGAAGGCAUCAGCGCCAGAGGGAUGUCUAUUGACGAGGACGUUACCAACCCCUUGGUUCAGCUGGAGGUGUCUCUCGAGCAAAUUGAGAAAGGUGGUUAUCCUCAUUUCAUGAUUAAGGAGAUCAUGGAUCAGCCUAACUGCAUCCGCAACACAUGCCGAGGGAGGCUGUAUCAACCAAUGCAAGAGCAAGAAGGCGAUAGCCCUCCAAAAUGGGAUAUUAAGUUGGGUGGUCUCAGCACUAAAGUUCAAGGGACAGAUAGAACUGCCUUAGAGACCAUCGCUAGUGCCGAUCGCAUCAUCAUCUGUGCCUGUGGUACUUCGUGGCACUCCGGCCUCAUUGGAGAGUAUCUUAUUGAACAGCUGGCUCGUAUUAACGUUGAAGUGGAGUAUGCUUCUGAGUUCCGCUAUCGCAACCCUCUUCUCACUUCAAAGGAUGUCGUUGUUGCUAUUUCCCAGUCUGGUGAAACUGCCGAUACGCUCGAGGCUAUCCGUAUUGCUAAGUCAAAUGGUGCACUAUCUAUCGGUAUUGUCAACUGUGUUGGCUCAACUAUAGCCCGUGAUACUGAUGCAGGCAUUUACCUCCAUGCUGGCCCCGAGAUCGGUGUCGCCUCCACCAAGGCUUUCACCUCCCAGGUUAUGGUACUGACUCUUUUAGCCUUGACCUUGGCACGUCAACGUUACACAAUCGAGGAGGAGUACUUCUACACGCUUUGUGAAGAACUUCAUAACUUCCCCCAGUAUAUCUCGACUGUUCUGAACACGGCGAGCCAGGUCAAGACUAUAUCUAAAUUCUUCCGCAUGGCUCAUAACUUCCUUUUCCUCGGCCGGGGAAUCCAUUUCCCUGUUGCCUUGGAAGGAGCCCUAAAGCUGAAGGAGAUUUCUUACAUUCAUGCUGAGGGUUAUCCUGCUGCUGAGAUGAAGCAUGGUCCCAUCGCUUUGAUUGACCGUAUGAUGCCCGUUGUCUGCAUUGCUCCCAAAAGUGAUCCGACGUAUGAUAAGGUCAAGGCCAAUAUCGAAGAGGUUAAGGCUCGUGAUGGAGAGCUCAUCAUAAUUACAGAGGAGGGUAACCAUGACUUGGAUAGAUUUGUCAGUGACGAAGAAUACAUCAUAAGGAUCCCCUCUGUGGACGUUAAUUUAGAACCUAUAAUCGCUGUUAUACCGCUGCAGCUUCUCUCAUACUACAUUGCAGAUCUCAGAGGUUGCUCUAUUGACCAGCCACGUAACUUGGCUAAAUCUGUUACAGUUGAGUAG